Messenger RNA from Humulus lupulus (European hop), 699 nucleotides. RefSeq names its product probable glutathione S-transferase. Lineage: Eukaryota; Viridiplantae; Streptophyta; Magnoliopsida; Rosales; Cannabaceae. The transcript is spliced from 2 exons. Bases 1 to 699 code for a protein of 232 amino acids. Gene Ontology annotation, molecular function: glutathione transferase activity. The record is from RefSeq and is a predicted model, not a curated record. Gene Ontology annotation, cellular component: cytoplasm. Gene Ontology annotation, biological process: glutathione metabolic process.
AUGGGUGAUGAUGAGGUGGUGAAGUUACAUGGACACUGGGCGAGUCCCUUCAGUGCUAGGGUUUUAUGGGCACUCAAUCUCAAAGGCAUACCCUUUGAGUUCAUAACAGAAGACCUUCCCAACAAGAGUGAGUUGCUCUUACAGUACAACCCAGUUCACAAGAAGAUCCCAGUGCUCGUUCAUGGCGGAAAACCUAUCUGUGAAUCCAUGGUGAUCAUCGAGUACAUUGAAGACACAUGGCCUCACACCCCUACCUUGCUCCCUAAAGACCCUUACGACAGAGCCUUAGCUCGCUUUUGGGUUCAGUUUGCUGAACUUAAGGGCCCAUCAAUAUGGAUGGUAUUUCGAAGCUUGGGAGAAGAACAAGAGAAAGCAAAGAAAGAGAGUGUUGAAAUGCUGAGAAGAAUUGAAGAGUUAUGUAGUGAAAAGAUUAAAGGAGACAAUGAUGAUAACAAGUUCUUUGGUGGAGAAGAGAUUGGAAUUUUGGACAUAGCUUUUGGAGGUAUGAUUGUUGAGUGGUAUGAUGUAAUUGAAGAGAUUGUAGGUGUGAAGUUGUUUGAGCCCCAACAAUUCCCUCAUCUUCAUCAAUGGGUUAAACACUUCAAACAAGUCCCUGUUGUUAAACAAAACCUUCCUUCUCAUCAUGAUUUGUUGCUCUUUUUUAAGGCUAUUAGACAAAAUUUAAUCCCAUCUACUUAG